GGGAAUUCAAGUGACUCUUUUUCCAUCUCCCUCGACAACACACUCCCUCCCCCACGACAAUCCACCAUGGCUUCCGUCCCGAGUGUGCAAUGCUUCGGCAAGAAGAAGACGGCCACCGCUGUCGCCCACUGCAAGCAAGGCAAGGGCCUCGUCAAGGUUAACGGCCAGCCCCUCUCCCUGGUCCAGCCCGAGAUCCUCCGUUUCAAGGUCUACGAGCCCCUCCUCAUCGUCGGCGUUGACAAGUUCGCCGGUGUCGACAUCCGUGUCCGCGUUACCGGUGGUGGUCACACCUCGCAGGUCUACGCCAUCCGUCAGGCUAUCGCCAAGUCCAUUGUCGCCUACUACCAGAAGUACGUCGAUGAGCACUCCAAGAACCAGCUGAAGCAGGCUCUUGCUCAGUACGACCGCACACUCCUGGUUGCCGACAACCGCCGUGCCGAGCCCAAGAAGUUCGGUGGUCGCGGUGCCCGCUCCCGCUACCAGAAGUCCUACCGUUAAAUUUUUCUUUCUCACUUGUUACGCGGCGAAAGGGAAAAGAAAAGUUUACGGCAACGGGGAAGUGGAAUAUGUCUGUCUUCAUAUGUUUUUUCUAUCACGACUUAUUUCCAUGACUUCUUGGUGGACUGGGGACUUGGGAGGAUUCGGGGAUGUUCGAGCGGUUUUUGUUCGGUUUAACCGCUCUUACAUGAGAUCAGAGGACCGGGCUAGAGGAAUUUGGGAAAAUGACCUCUGGUUGUUGUUCCGGUGCCUUGUUGAUAUGUUUUUCACUGGCGCUGUCCUGCACGGCUGGAAAAAAUACCUAGCAUAGCCAGGAAAAUCUACUCAAAUGAUACUGGGUUUCAUCUUGUUCACA
Messenger RNA from Penicillium verrucosum, 853 nucleotides. Its product is annotated as 40S ribosomal protein uS9. The record is from RefSeq and is a predicted model, not a curated record. Gene Ontology annotation, biological process: translation; maturation of SSU-rRNA from tricistronic rRNA transcript (SSU-rRNA, 5.8S rRNA, LSU-rRNA). NCBI's taxonomy places the organism in Eukaryota, Fungi, Ascomycota, Eurotiomycetes, Eurotiales, Aspergillaceae. Gene Ontology annotation, cellular component: cytosolic small ribosomal subunit; ribosome. The transcript has 4 exons. Gene Ontology annotation, molecular function: structural constituent of ribosome; RNA binding. The coding region runs from base 67 to 498 and encodes 143 amino acids.